Molecule: messenger RNA, 1239 nt
Organism: Saccoglossus kowalevskii
Lineage: Eukaryota; Metazoa; Hemichordata; Enteropneusta; Harrimaniidae
Source: RefSeq, a predicted model, not a curated record
AUGGGCAACCCAGAGUUGUUAAAUGAAUUGAUUAGUAAUCUGCCAGAUGAAAAAGUAAAUGAUCCAAUUCACAUUGGUUUGGCAGCUUUGGAACCUAGCUCAGCUUCUAUUCAUCUGACUAAUGGUAGUUCUGCCUCAGCUUCUAUUCAUCCUACCAGUGCUACUUCUUUAGCUUCAGUUCACGAUACUAGUUAUAAUGUCUCAGUAAAACCAUCAUUCACUAGCUCAGCUUCAGUUCACCCUACCAGUACUACUUCUACACCUGUACGUGCAUCUGUACCUAAAGCUUCUUCUUAUACUAGUGCUCCUGCCUCAGCAAAACCAUCAUCAUUCACUUGCUCAGCUUCAGUUCACCCUACCAGUGCUACUUCUACACAUGUACGUGCAUCUGUACCUAGAGCUUCUAUCUAUACCAGUGCUCCUGCCUCAACAAAACCAUUAGCAUUCCCAUCAUCAUUCACUAGCUCAGCUUCAGUUCACCCUACCAGUGCUACUUCUACACCUGUACGUGCAUCUGUACCUAAAGCUUCUCUUUAUACCAGUGCUCCUGCCUCAACAAAACCAUUAGCAUUCCCAUCAUCAUUCACUUGCUCAACUUCAGUUCACCCUACCAGUGCUACUUCUACACCUGUACGUGCAUCUGUACUUAAAGCUUCUCUUUAUACCAGUGCUCCUGCCUCAACAAAACCAUUAGCAUUCCCAUCAUCAUUCACUAGCUCAGCUUCAGUUCACCCUACCAGUGCUACUUCUACACCUGUACGUGCAUCUGUACCUAGAGCUUCUCUCUAUACCAGUGCUCCUGCCUCAACAAAACCAUUAGCAUUAAAUAGCUCAGCUUCAGUUCAUCCUGCCAAUGCUACUGCCACAGCCUCCAUCCCAGCCAUUUGCUUUGAUUCAACACUACCUUCUGCAGCUUCAAUUUCUGCUACCACUUUGUCUACUCUCAAUUCUUGUACACCUGCUUCUACCUGGAAUUAUUUUCAAUCAUCUGCCAGUUCUGAAUCAUAUACUCAUCCCCAUGCUAGUACUUCAACGUGUCAUCCAUCUACAACCUCUACCACAACCAUUUGCUUGGAUUCAACUCUGCCUGCUGCUGCUUCAACUUCUGCUACCACCUUGUCUAUACUCAAUUCUCCUGCACCUUCUACAUCUUACUCUGUUUCAUCUUUCAAUGAAGAAAGAUUAGAAUGGUCAGAGGGUCAAAUAAGUUGCUUGAUUGAUCUUGUUAAUUUUUUUUAG